AUGGACCUACGAGAAAGAAAACCAAGUCCGCGCCAAACGGCUCCGAUCCCGCCGGGACCCAGUCUCAAGGCCCGAACCGGUGCAACCCUGAUCGACAGGAGCCCGAUCCAGACGGAUCUAGCAGCCGACUCCUUCACCGACGCCAUCAGGAGGAUGAAGGCAGCCAAUGAAGCACGGAUGGACAACAGCGACGAAGCCCUUUCCGAAGAAAAUGUCCCCCGCAAGAAGGGGUCACGACGUCCCCUUGUCUCGCAGGCUGAGGAGGACGAGGAGGAGCCGGAGGAGGACCAGAACGAGGACGAGGGAGAGGUCGAGGAUGAGGACGAGGGAGAGGAUAACGCCGAAGGUAGGUGUGAGGAAGAGGACAUCAACCACGUAAAAGGUGAUAGUGAAGAAGACCUAUCGCCCGCCGACGCGCGACGAUUUUUGAAGGCGAUACGCAAAAGCAAGAAGAAAAAUAAAUUCCACGUCCGUGAGGCGGACGCCGACCCCAAACAACUGACCGAGCACUUCAAGACGUGGGGCCGCCAUUGCCACCGGUUGUGUGGCUUGUAUACUGAUAUUCAUAAAACCAUUGUGUGUGGCAUGACCGUGAUGCGCGCAGCCCCCCACGAUGCCGACGAUUAUGAGGCAUGCUACAAGUCCAUCCCGCACAUGAGCCCUGCUACGGCUAGAUUCUAUACGAACAAGUUUUUCCAUCUCUGCGAUGAGAUCCCACUGUUCACGGCCCUCUGCGAGCAUAUACUGCUCAGCCCCGACGAUGUUUUCCUUUUUGCUAAAUAUAUGCAAGUUCACGCCGCCGCUGGUCGCACCACCGACAUUUCAACACUGAAGACAAGUUUCCAUUCGUACUUUCCCUACGUCAUCAUAUCGAACGACUAUGUCAUCCCCCCACCUGCCCCGGGCUCGAUGAGCGACCUCAAGACUCGAAACGGCGGGUACUGCUCAACUGCCACGGGCCGCCUGGUCGUCCCUAUUGACGAACUGGCGAAGUUCAACCUCGAUCCCCCAAAAUACUGCAAGCUCAAGGUCACCCAACACAAGAAGAUUCAAGCAGCAAGCAGCGCGAUGCGCCGCAAGAAGCGCCACCAAGGGGAUCGCCCUCAGCAUAGCGACGACAAUAAUUCUUACCCGAGCUUCCUUUUCCCAACCAACCUCAAGUACGACAACAGACAUCCUGACCGCCACAUUUUCAAGAGCGACUUCGUUCUUUCCGGCCCGUCUGCAGUGGGGCGCACAGGGGGUAUGCGCGGCUUCGGCCGUGCACCCCUUGUUGAUAUAUACAGCAUCACCAAGGUUACUCCCGAUUAUUUAGUAUAUGUCGUCACUCUCCUCCGAUACCUUCUCAGCACAGACGAUCGGUGGAAUGGCGAUGACGGGCAGCGAUCCGGACACUGCUUGCACACUGCCCUCCACCGGUUUCUGACGGUCGGGUACGAGGCGUGGGAACAAGACAUCGAGGACGACUACCUGGAGCCAUCGGAGGAUCCUUUAGAAUGGAAUAUAUUCACAUUCUACAACGACAAGGUUUUCGGAAGCGAAGCGGGCGCUCCAGACCAGCAGGAUCCGGACGCUGAUAUGGAAGAAGAAGGAAACGACUACGAUGACAACGUUCGCGCACAGGUACUCAAAGCCCGCAUGGCGGAGCUCAAGGCACGUCGCGCGCAGCACACGAAGUCUGGCCAUAACGCUUCCCCACAACCGGCUGAUGAUCCACGGUCCCGUUCAUCCUCUUACGAGCUUGUCGACACCAACACACACUUCGUGGAAGUCGCAGGAAGUACAUCGCCCCCUUCCGAAAAUCCGGCCGAGCCCGCCGAUGAUUUGUACGGGUAG
Messenger RNA from Dichomitus squalens LYAD-421 SS1, 1836 nucleotides. RefSeq lists its product as uncharacterized. The record is from RefSeq and is a predicted model, not a curated record. NCBI's taxonomy places the organism in Eukaryota, Fungi, Basidiomycota, Agaricomycetes, Polyporales, Polyporaceae. The transcript has 9 exons. Bases 1 to 1836 code for a protein of 611 amino acids.